AUGUCCCACCCCAGCAGGAAUCAUACAAACGCACACAAUGGAGCCGCAUCUCGGACAGGAAUCAGUAGCAAGAAUACAGCCACAUCACGGCAACAGAACGGCUCCUUGGAGAUCCGGAAUGGCCACCAUCCGCAACAACAACCAAAGAACAACAAUCAGCGCCAGCAGGGCGGAGCAACGUCCUCAGCAACCCUGACAAGACUUGGGUCAGGAGGAGCAGGAGCAGUAGUCACUUCUGCUACAGCAGGGACGAUUGCUCAGCAACAAGAGUCAUGGAUCAAGAGCCGACAGGUGUACCAGCAACAACUGCUGACAGAGCAUUUUGGGUUCUCUCCCCUUUCCUUUGUCGACGAUGUCAUCAACUCGGUCAACAACAUGAUCUACCAGGCCUCAAUGGCCCUGCAGGAGUUUGUUGAGAACGAGAUGGAAGCAUGGGCGGUUCAGCACCAAAAUCAACUGCCGAAAAAUUAUGACGUUAAGGUGGAAAGUGCCAAGGGUAUGCACAAGUUUGAGACGCUGCUGGAGGCUGCGGUUGACAAGAACUUUGACCGUUUCGAACUGUACGCUCUGAAGAAUCUGUUUGGCGUGCCUGAGGAUGUCGACAUCGUUCUCCCACAUUAUGAGGCUCUGGAUUUCGGGAUUGGUGCGGAUAAAGAGGAAGCACUGGAUAAGGAACUCGAGCUCCUUAGACAGCAAGUCAUCAUGACAAAGGCGAUGAACUACAAGUUAAGAAAGGAGCUGGCGCUUGAAGAGGGUCGGAGGCGAGAACUGGAGAGAUGUCGGGAGCAGAUUGGAUUCCUCAAGGAUGCCCUCAAGGAGUACCGCGAUGUGGCACCGAUCCCACAGACAUUGAUCUUUAUCCGUGAUAACAUCGAGACGCUGCAUCGGCGGUUCGGAGCAUUGCACGAGAAACUCCAGCGGAAUGCGCAGGCAGAUCGCCUUGCGUCAUCGGCAGCAGCAUCAACAGGAGAACGAGCUGUGUCGAGCGUUACGGCAUUGCACGAGGCAUUGCUGUCACAGGAGCAGGACCAGAGAGUAAUGUAUAUCCGGUCGGUGGUCCGUCGCCAGAUUGACGAGCAUCUUGGAUCAGAGACAGUUGUGAUGCAUCGGUCACACAACUUUACUGCCCCACCAACGCCAUCACCCCCAAGCUAG
Molecule: messenger RNA, 1155 nt
Organism: Linnemannia hyalina
Lineage: Eukaryota; Fungi; Mortierellomycota; Mortierellomycetes; Mortierellales; Mortierellaceae
Source: the annotation of a GenBank genome assembly